Molecule: messenger RNA, 811 nt
Organism: Mytilus trossulus (common blue mussel)
Lineage: Eukaryota; Metazoa; Mollusca; Bivalvia; Mytilida; Mytilidae
Product: putative tyrosinase-like protein tyr-3
Exons: 8
Coding region: 53-811 (252 amino acids)
Source: RefSeq, a predicted model, not a curated record
UGCAAAUAUUAUCUGAUCAUUCUUUCUCUAGGCCGUAUCUUGACAGUAUACAAUGUUGAACUCGUUAAUACUUUUGUCUUCAGUUUUAAUUCAGAAUUAUGGUCAAGCAUUUGGGUUCUUAACAGGAAAUAUAGCCGAUGCAACAUGUACGGAUAAAAUGGCAAAUUGUAUUUCCUUUGAUCAAGGAGCUUGCCAGGACCCGUAUACAGCAUGGGCAAUGGAAAAUUGUCGACACUUUUGUGGAUUCUGCCCAGUCAAUAAACCACCAACUGCAGCAACUACAUCAACUGCAUCAACUACACCAUCUACAACAACAACAUCACAUGUGAUAGGCCCCAUAACUUCGGCACUACCUUGUGUCGACACCAGAACUGACUGUGACAUCUUCGGGAAAUCUGUGUGUACUAAUCAAAAGUAUAUUGCGUGGGCUAAUAAAAGCUGUCGUUUAUACUGUAGAUUAUGUCCAGCCAAUAUGUUACCACCUAUCACAACUAUAUCCCCGGCGUUAUGUGUAGAUAAACAUGACGAUUGUAAACAAUAUGGAAAAGCUUCAUGUCACGGGGCAUAUUAUAGUUGGGCAAAAGACAACUGUAGACAAUAUUGUGGAUUUUGUGUCGGACCAACAACUGUGGAACCCCUAUGCAGAAAUAAAAUACAAAGCUGUUACCGAUAUCCUGGAGAAAUAUGUACAAGUGAUAAAUACAAAGACUGGGCAGAGGAAAAUUGUAAUCAACAUUGUGGCUUCUGUUCUGGUGGGAGUACUGCUGGUACACCUUCAGGAACAACUGCAGCAAACUACCCUGGUAAAUAG